ACACUAUUCGCAAGGCUUGCCAAUUCAGGAAAUAUGUUGUGUGAGUCCAUGCCGCUGUCAACCGAGCUCAGAAAGUAAGAUUGAGAUCUUGAGAAUCAAUUAUAAAUUUGUCAAUGCCAACGUUCUAAAACGUCUCACUCGUAUGCCGGUCGCCUUACGUACCAGAACGUCCAUUGCAUGCAAGAUGACGGCUAAGCUAGUCCUUCCCCUGCUCAGCGUGUUCGCGCUGUACGCCAUCUUCUACUUCGCCGAAAUCAAUGGCUUGAAUCGUCUGGCACAGGAAGCCAUCUCGGCAAAGACACUGCCAGGCAGCAACGAGCCUCUGCGCACCGUCUACACGGGUAUUGCGCAGGUGGAUAAUGUGCUGGCUGCGUUGACCACCUUUUUCUGGCCUGCCACGGAUGGCAGUAAUCCUACCCUGACGCUGCAUUCCGUCGCCUUCUCUGGCACCUUUGGUGCUGCCUGGACGCUCGUGACUCUGGAGUCCUGGAGACGUGGAAAUGCCUGGACGAUCGCUGCAUUUCCCACGAUCUUCGGCCUCCUAGCGCAGGUACUCACCUUCGCCUUCGCCACGCCCCUGUACUGCGCUUUCCAGCUGUACAGCUCCGUCACCGCGCGCAACCCUAAUGCUGAGAACAUCCGCAUUCCUCGCACAGUUCUGAAUGCCAUCCCUCUGGUCUUUAUCCUUGGAUUCAUGGUUCCUACAUUGCUGAUGAUUCUGCCUGUUUCGGAGCAAGUCACCGUCGACAUGAAGCAGAUCUUCAUUGCCUCCUGGCAUCCCUGGCCGGCAUACGUUGCGAUUGCUCUCACCAUAAUCAACUUUGUCUUCGGUCCCUUUGUGAGCAAUGAUCGGUCGGUUGAAGGUGAGCGAGCGAAUCUCCGGUCGCUGCGAUUCGUGUAUGCCUUUGCAUUCGCCAACGCUGCGUUGACCCAUCUCAUCUCGUGGAUCGUCUCUCUGGCUACUGUGCUUGCACCCCUCAUUUUUGAGAAGCGGCUGUUAGCGGCUUUGCAUCCGUUCAAGGUGUUCCAGAUUGCCUUGCCCUGGACAAAGCCAGCAUUGCAAGUGAGCGACAUCGGGGAGGGUGUACAUGUGUUCCUGCGCUGGGAUUAUCUGAUCGGCUCCGCGGGCGUGCUGGUUUGGGCCUUGAGUCUGUAUAAAACUGCUCAUCUGGUUGUUUAUGGCAAGGUUGGAUGGCUUGAUUUGCUAAAGAAGGUCGUGUUAUUGGUGACCCUGUUGAUGUGGGAACGCGAUGAGUUGAUCAUCUAUGAGACUGGAGGUAUGAAGAAGACAUCACGAGAGAAGAAAACUUCUUGAUUGUAUUUGUGUUCUGUGGUGGGUUCUCCGUGAUGUUCAUGGGGUUCAUGUUCUGGCUGGACCUGAGAUACUAUCAGCAAUUGAAACCGGUGAAAAGUCUU
This is a messenger RNA of Aspergillus novofumigatus IBT 16806, 1416 nucleotides long. RefSeq lists its product as uncharacterized. The record is from RefSeq and is a predicted model, not a curated record. The transcript has 3 exons. Bases 185 to 1315 code for a protein of 376 amino acids. Lineage: Eukaryota; Fungi; Ascomycota; Eurotiomycetes; Eurotiales; Aspergillaceae.